Molecule: messenger RNA, 2444 nt
Organism: Myripristis murdjan (pinecone soldierfish)
Lineage: Eukaryota; Metazoa; Chordata; Actinopteri; Holocentriformes; Holocentridae
Gene: hnrnpcb
Product: heterogeneous nuclear ribonucleoprotein C
Exons: 10
Coding region: 206-1126 (306 amino acids)
Cellular component (GO): nucleus
Molecular function (GO): RNA binding
Source: RefSeq, a predicted model, not a curated record
GUCGACGCCAUUUCGUGUCCACUGGUUUCAAGGUGAUGGUAUCAGCCAGCAGAACCGCUAAGGGAUCGUAACCUACUCAAGUAAAACAGCGUUGAAUUUUACUCAUUUUUAAAUAUUAAGCUCCUGUUUUUGAAGCCGCUUUUUUGAGCAGCGACAAAUCAGACAGUAAGGCAGGCAGACCUCCACCGACCAGGGUACAGACACAAUGGAUUGGUCGUCCAACGCCUCCAGCCCGAUGGCGAGCAACGUCACCAACAAGACAGACCCCCGCUCCCUCAACUCCCGUGUCUUCAUCGGCAACCUCAACACCCUGCUGGUCACCAAGGCUGACGUGGAGGCCAUCUUCUCCAAGUACGGCAAGAUCGUCGGCUGCUCCGUCCACAAGGGCUUCGCCUUCGUCCAGUACUCCAACGAGAGGAACGCCCGGGCCGCCGUGGCGGGCGAGGAUGGCCGCAUGAUCGUGGGACAGGUGCUAGACAUUAACCUGGCGGGCGAGCCGAAGCCGCACAGAUCGAAGACGGUGAAGCGUUCUGCGGGAGACAUGUACAGUUCCUCUUUUGAUUUGGACUAUGACUUUCAGAGAGAUUACUACGACAGGAUGUACUCCUACCAGUCCCGGGUGCCCCCUCCCCCUCCGCCUCUGUCCCGUGCCGUCAUCCCCUCCAAGCGCCCGCGGGUCAGUCUGAGUGGAGGUGGGAGCCGACGAACCAAGACCAGCUUCUCCUCCUCCAAGAGCAGCCAGAGGACCUCUCGUACAAUGAAGGUGGACGAUCUGCAGACCAUCAAGAGAGAGCUCACCCAGAUCAAACACAAAGUGGACUACCUGCUGGAAAGCCUGGAGCGCAUGGAGAAGGAUCACAGCAAGAAGUCAGAGAUGAAGAGCUCCAAGCCAGAGCCUGGUGAGGUGUCGCCCCUCCACUCCUCCACCUCCAGCAAGAAGGAGGAUGGCCUGAAGAGGGACAGAGAGAGGGAGAGCCAGGAUCUGAACGACUCCGAGGAGGAGGGGGACCUGCUGGAAGAGGAGGAUGAGAUGAAAAGCAGAGGGAGAGAGGAAGAUGAGGAGGAGGAAGGGGAGCAGGAGGAGGGAGAGGAUGAUGGAGACAGUGCCAAUGGAGAAGAGUCCUAAACAUUACACUACACUGGCUAUUUGAACACACAGGCAGACAGACAGACAGACACACACACAUACACGCACAAACACACACAGUUACAUACAGAUACACAAAAGAAUUGUGUAAGAUUGUAUUAUCACACCGGACUUGUACACCGUGGUCAUGUGCUCAUAUCUGCUGAUUGGAGGUUUCUAUACAGUGUAUUAUAGAUAUUCCUAUUGCUCUCUCUCUCUCUCUCUCUCUCUCUCUCUCUUACACACACAAACACACACACACACACACACACACAUUCACACAACAUACAUAAAUAUGUAAAGUCCUUAUUUCUAGAUUUGCUCUGUUUUCUGUUGUGUCCUUUAUAUCUUUGGUAAUCUCAUCUGCCGUCUUCCAUACUUUUGUCAGUUUUCAUGCGUAGACUUUUUCUGCCUUGCAGCUAUAAAGGAAGAAGAUGCCAUUGGGCAAAUGCAAACUGUUAUAUGUCACAUUUAGACAAAAUUCAACUUCAAUCGAAUGCUUCAGACCCUAAAAUCGUAGGCUUCAACGCAGGCUGUAGUGAGGUCCAUGAGGUUUGCAUUGAGAAACAGACCAAGUCUUCUCUGGUCUAAUUCAAAUCCUUUUCUAGACCGCAGCAUUCUCUAAAUGUUCUGUGAUUACACUCUAAUCUUACUAUUUUACAUGAAAACCUAAUACACUGGAAGAGGAAAAACACAGUGGCUAAAUCACUUUCCGCUUUUUUAGGUUGGUGUGAUGAUCUUAUGCCGAAAAAUUGAAUAAAUUGCCACAUGACGGUGUCCAAAACCAAGGCAAAACCAAAAUCAAAAUACGCUUGAGCGCAAGAAUUUUUUAUUCGAGUCAGUCGUAUGAUAAAUCCUAGACUUGGUUCUGCAGCCCAGGCUUGAAUUAGUUACAGGCUCAUUUGGACUCCUGAUCCUGUAUCAGUGUUAUUUCUUCCCCCUUCUCAAUCAGAUGUGAUCAGCUGCUGCACGACUGCCUCCUAACCAGCAGGUGGCAGUACGUCAUAACAACUUCAACCACAAAGGGUUACAAGGAAUUAUUUCUGUUGGUCAGAGGGAAUUUUUAUGUCACUUGUCUGCUUGGCAAAUUAUUGUAAUACGAGCAUGUUUGAAAUCUCGCGUAGGAUUGCGGAAAUGCUCUCAAGAUCAUGGUUUGGGACACAGUUUUCUUUAGUUUGUUACGGUAUCGGGAGGUGUUGUGACUUUAAUUGACCUUGACUUGUGUAAUGCAGUAAUACUCCAUGUUCGUCCGUUUACGGUUUAUGUUUGUCAUUUGACUGCACUGGUGAAUUUAAAUAAACAUGUUUUCCUAGUUGGA